Molecule: messenger RNA, 471 nt
Organism: Parascedosporium putredinis
Lineage: Eukaryota; Fungi; Ascomycota; Sordariomycetes; Microascales; Microascaceae
Source: the annotation of a GenBank genome assembly
AUGCUCCGCAUGUAUCAUUCAGAAGUUGCUGUCUACCAGAGACUACAUAAUGUCCAGGGCAAGCUGGUGCCACAGCUAAUCACAUCUGGCUUCCUGGAUGGUAGUUUUAUGACUGAGGUCAACAACCAGGAUCAAACAUCGUUUCAGAUCAAGGGAAUCCUACUACAGUAUAUCGAAGGCUUUACCCUCACAAAUCUCAUCUCUCAGGCGCCACAAAGUAGCUGGCAAAAUAUUAUCAACCAAGCCAUUCGGAUCACCCACAUCUUAGGAGAUGAAGAGAUCCUCAAUGCCGACAGCCGGCUGCGACAGGGGGACGAGUCGGAUUUCGACUGGGGGCGUGCGAAGUGGCAGCAGGAUGAGGAGGGUGCGGUCGGCUUGGUUAUGCGGCACCGGCUACGAAAGCUUGGGGUGGAGAUAGCUUUUUGUCCAUCACUAAGAUAUUUCGAGUUCGCCGAGCGGGAGGACGAAUGA